UUGAAUCCGAGUUCUGAUUUUGCCUUCGUGUAGUCCAUGGAGAAGAACAAUAGAAGCAUACGAGUCGAGUGCCCUAAGCUGUUGAUCAGCCGAAACGAAUCGUAUCUCCAAUGGCUAAUCGGAUCCCCGUUUUUCCCUCCACUCACCAUCGUCUCCACCUUCAGAUGCAUCCAUUCCGAUUCCUCGGGCCCGGAUUUCCACAAGGAAUCAGAGGAAAUCAACACGCUACUGUUGAAAGGAUUCGAUGUAAUUGGAGCGUUAAUCAUUGGAAAAUCCGAUCCCGAAAAGACGGCGUCGAGGGCAAUUGACGCUGCUCGGAAAUUGAGGAAGGUUUUAUCUGCAAGGAAAAGUUCGGUAAAUGAAGAGACAAUCGGAGCCGUUGCUGAUCCCGAUUCGGGGGAGAUUCGUUUCUUUGUUUCGGAGACUGAGAGUUCGACGAGCCUCGAGUUAGUUAAGUCUGUUUUCUACGAUGAUAAUCCUGAGAAAUUCGUGUGGGAGAGUGGUUGUUUACUUCGCUGCGAGCUUCCGAUUAGAUUGCCCUUCUGUUUUCCUGUAAACAAGCCUUCUGACGUGGGAAAUAUCUUCUCGCAUGCAAUUGAAGGAGUUAUUGCUAAGUUCAAAGAUCCAAAUGUUGUGUAUAUGGCGGAAGCAUCAAGUAAAGCCUCUUUAGAUGUAGUUCAACCUGUCAUUCUUCAUGGUGCAGAAUUGGAUUUUGACACAGCUAUCCAAAACAUUGAGGUUUUGGACGAAGCUGUUGAUAAUUUUCACCAAAAAUUUUUACGAUGUGCACACUAUUGCUUGAAGAGUAAAUCUACCCUUGAGUUGUUUUCUGCAGAGAAUGCAGAUAUAAUCCAAAUAAGUGUUCUGCUUAAUAGAUCUGAAAAGUCUCCAAAAUGCAGUGCACCCACUGUGGAAUACUUUCCAGCCAUGGAGGAAGCUAGACUCUUGAUUGUGGAUUUAAAGUUAGAUGUACUCUGCUACACGGUCCAGGGCAUCCCAUUGAUGCAUGCUAUUUCAAAAUUAAUCAUCCCUGGAUUAAUUGACCAGUUAAAUUCAAUGAAGAAGAUGACCUUGCCUAAUCUGUUAACACAACAUCCACAGCUAUAUCCAUAUCACUUUAGUCUGCCUGGCAUAGUGCAUCCAAUAACUGUUAUCUAUGAACUUAAUUAUGGGGAGACUGAAAUGAAGCAAGUUGAUGCCCGAAGAUCCCUUCAUCAAAGGCUAGGGUUGCCAUUUGAUCGUCCUCUCUUAAGAAUUGCCAAUGCCCUGGAUUUGUCAACAAAAGACUGCUCAAGCGACAGCUCAACAAGAAGGGGUUCUUCUUUGCUUAAAGAUGUGCAUAUUGGGAUUCCGAGCAGUGGGGUCUCAGGAGGCAUUGUCUCUCUGGUUCAAGGUUCUUAUGAGUACUAUCAUUAUCUUCAGGAUGGCCUUGAUGAUUCAGGAUGGGGUUGUGCUUACCGCUCUCUGCAGACUAUUAUUUCAUGGUUCAGACUCCAACAUUAUUCAUCCAUACAUGUUCCUUCACACAGGGAAAUACAACAGGCUCUUGUAGAUAUUGGUGACAAGGAUCCUUCUUUCAUUGGGUCGCGUGAAUGGAUUGGUGCUAUUGAGCUGAGCUUUGUUUUGGAUAAACUUCUUGGUGUCAGUUGCAAAGUCAUGAACGUUAGGUCUGGAUCUGAGCUUCCUGAAAAAUGUCGAGAGCUGGCAUUGCAUUUCGAAAAUCAAGGAACACCAAUUAUGAUCGGUGGUGGUGUUCUUGCAUAUACCCUUCUAGGAGUAGAUUACAAUGAAGCUACUGGAGACUCUGCAUUUCUUAUACUAGAUCCCCACUACACAGGAACUGAUGAUCUUAAGAAAAUCGUAAACGGCGGAUGGUGUGGAUGGAAAAAAUCUGUUGAUAGCAAGGGAAAGUUUUUUUUACAUGAUAAGUUCUACAAUCUUCUGCUUCCCCAAAGGCCUAACAUGGUUUAGUUUUCUCUUAUAUUAGUUAAAGCAAAGGAAGCGAUUGUGAAUGAGCCUUGAGAUGGAAGGUUAAAGCACUAUUACUACAUAAGUUUUAAGAGAAUUGUGAAUGAAGUCACUACCCUCGGUCGACAUUUUUUUUUUUUUUUUUUAAUUUUGUACGCCUACAUUUAAAAUUUUGCAAUGUUCGGUCAAAUGACUAUGCUGGAUUCUUGUAUUUCUAAAAUAUGAAAGUUGUUAUGUAAUAAUUUGUGUUGCAACAAAAAAAUAAGAUAUUUUUAAUUUCUGUUAAAUUUAUAUUAUGGUUUUUAUUAAAAUUUU
Molecule: messenger RNA, 2283 nt
Organism: Durio zibethinus
Lineage: Eukaryota; Viridiplantae; Streptophyta; Magnoliopsida; Malvales; Malvaceae
Product: Peptidase C78, ubiquitin fold modifier-specific peptidase 1/ 2
Molecular function (GO): deUFMylase activity
Source: RefSeq, a predicted model, not a curated record